Anolis carolinensis (green anole) is the source of this 4058-nucleotide messenger RNA. Its product is annotated as keratin-associated protein 4-3. The transcript has a single exon. Lineage: Eukaryota; Metazoa; Chordata; Lepidosauria; Squamata; Anolidae. The record is from RefSeq and is a predicted model, not a curated record. The coding region runs from base 2292 to 3017 and encodes 241 amino acids.
CCUUGAUGUACAAUAGUGACAGCCAUCUGGCACUUUUCUCUAAUGUCCAUUGAUUAUAUCUAUUGCCACCAUGGAUUGCUUCUUGGGGUAUUAAUUGAGACUUGGCCGGGUACCAUGUUCCUACUCCAAGGAGUAUAAUUAUUAGCCAUGCCCUGCAGUCCGUAUGUAUGCAGAAGGAAAUAACGUAUAAUCCAUAUGCUUCUGAGUGUAUUAAACCCGUGGUGAGACCCUUUGGUUGAUUCAUCCUCAAGGUGACCAUCCUUAGUUCCUGGAGAACAACUCAGUUGGCAUCUCCAUGACCCUAUUCUCUAUCCAUCCUAUUCCAGGAGCCACGUGGAUGCUAACACUGGUGCUAACACUGGAGCAAAUUGCAGUCUUAUGGGAUGAAGCAAAAGUUAAUGACAGGCCCUAUAGUGUUUCCAACUCCAUUCAUCAUGAAUACAGCAAGGAGCGGAUGAUUUCAAAGUGGUGAGAAUACCCACUCAUCGCAAGGGCCAUUUUUUGCGGCUGCCUCAUUUCCUUGGUAGAGGAAUCGGGGAGCUGUAUAAAAAGGCUCCCACCUCCCAUCCCAUCAUUCACUUCAAUUGCCUUCACCAUCUACCACUCCUAAGUAAGGUAAGAGGACUCCUGUUGCUUGUUGUGAACAGUUGGUGGGAUAUAGUAGCAUUUGACAGAUUUCCUUAACAAGGUAUUCCCACAUCUUUCUUUGUGUGUGGAAAUUUACCGCUCUAUUGAGGUGGGUCAACAAAAUAUAGCACUAUGGACCAAGACUGAGAAUGGUGCAGGCCUCCAGUGUCAGACUGAGCUAUGAACCAAGGUGAUGGAUGCUGGGAUCUCCAAUCCUAUAAUGUAUGGAGAGAAUCCUGAUUGAUGAACCUCACUAGAGUGCAAUUUAUGCCUCUCCAUCUCUUUCCAUCCCACGAUCUGUGCUGAAAUUUUGUAAUGAGAGCAGUAGAAAGGGGGUAUUGCAACUUAUUAUAUCUUGGGUCCACCAUACGAAUGUAUUAUUUAUUUACUUGCUAUAUUUAUAUUCCACCCUUCUCACCCCAAAGGGGACUCAGGGUGGAUUACAAUGCACAUAUAUAUGGCAAACAUUCAAUGCUAUUAUUAGACAUCUAUAUAUAGAAAAGGGUAAUGAAAUUUCGGCCUAGGAUAAAACAACAAAACUAAACACCCCACAACCUCGAAAACUGACAGCACAACCCUCAUCCACGCCUCUAUGUUCAUACAACAAAAAGAAAAGAAAAAUAGUCCUAAUUAGAGGGAGAGGAAUAAUUGUUUUUAUCCAAUUGCUGCCAGUUAGAAGGCUAAGCUACGCCCACUUCAUCUCCUGGCAACCCACAAAGUUAGGCCUCACUUAGGCCUCUUCCACACUGCCUAAAUACAGAUUAUCAGAUUUGCACUGGAUUAUAUGGCAGUGUAGACUCAAGGCCCUUCCACACAGCUAUAUAACCCAUUUAUAAUCUUAUAUUAUCUGCCUUGAACUGGAUUAUCUUGACUCCACACUGCCAUAUAAACCACUCCAGUGUGCAUUUUAUACAGUUGUGAAGAAGGGGCCUCAUAUAAUCCAGUUCUAAUCUGAUAAUUCCUCAAUACUUUAUUUCCCAUACCACCAUACUUUGCCUCAGCAACACAUGGCCGGGCACAGCUAGUAUAAUAUAUAGACACACAUAGAGGCAAUUUAACAUUUUCCAGCUUCCAGCUUCAUGAGGGUAUGCUCAAUUCCGGCCACAGGGAGAGCUGCUGCUUCAUCGUUCUUGAUGAUAGUGCUUCCUCUUUCCUUUCCUCACGCUGCUGGCAGUUUUUAUGGUGUCAUAAAUUAGUUAAAUUAGCCUACUCACAUAAAGUGGUACAUAGAAUUUUCUACUCAACAGAUGCAACUGUUUUUCGAGCUGCUUAGGUGGGCAGCGAGCUAGGCUAUUAACGGUUGGGAGCUCAAUCCCACCCGAGCUUCGAUCCCAUGACCUCUUGGUCAGUAGUGAUUUACUGCAGCUGCCUACUAACCAGCUGCGCCACAGCUGGGCCCAAUAAUUUUACUUAAUGGAGACUGGAGUUUUGCUGUGUUUCCCGCAACCGUCUUUGUAGGGAACAGUUGGCAAGUGUCAGAGGACGUUUCCCUGGAAUUCUCUUCCAAAUUCAUUUCUAAUAGUAGCUCAAAUUGGUAGUUUUCAAGUCUGUCGAGCAUCCUACCCUCUUACACUUCUGCAGUAAAUUCCACCUUUUACUGAUGUUGCAAACGUUAACGCAUGAGCUUUCUCGGUUCUAUUUCAGCUUGACCUGAACCCCAGAAAAUGUGUUCCUGUGGACAAAGCUGUAAGCAAUCUUGCUGCCCGCCACCCCCCUGCUGCAAAUCUUCCUGCUGUGCACCACCUCCCUGCUGCCAAUCCUCCUGCUGUGCACCACCUCCCUGCUGCAAAUCUUCUUGCUGUGCACCACCUCCCUGCUGCAAAUCUUCUUGCUGUGCACCACCUCCCUGCUGCAAAUCUUCUUGCUGUGCACCACCUCCCUGCUGCAAAUCCUCCUGCUGUGCACCACCUCCCUGCUGCAAAUCUUCCUGCUGUGCGCCACCACCCUGUUGUAAGCAAUCUUGCUGUUCACCACCUCCUUGCUGUGCGCCACCCCCCUGUUGCAAGCAAUCUUGUUGUUCACCCCCUCCCUGCUGUUCACCACCUCCCUGCUGUGCGCCAGCUCCCUGUUGCAAGCAAUCUUGUUGUUCACCACCUCCUUGCUGUUCACCACCUCCCUGCUGUGCGCCAGCUCCCUGUUGCAAGCAAUCUUGCUGUUCACCACCUCCCUGCUGCCAAUCCUCCUGCUGUGCACCACCUCCUUGCUGCAAAUCCUCCUGCUGUGCACCACCUCCUUGCUGCAAAUCCUCCUGCUGUGCACCACCUCCUUGCUGCAAAUCCUCCUGCUGUGCACCACCUCCUUGCUGCCAAUCCUCCUGCUGUGCACCACCUCCCUGCUGCAAAUCCUCCUGCUGUGCACCACCCCCCUGUUGCCAGAGCAAGAAAUGCUAAGGGGCCCACUCAAGUCCAAGGAAGUCUCGAAAUCUUUCACCUAUCCCUCAACCAUGUUCAUCAUGUCUGCUUUCUAGCACAUCUGAAUUGCCCAAAUCUUCUUACCUGGCUCCUUCAACCAUAUCUGUAACUUUUCUUCUUGUUUUCCGUAAUCCAUGCCUGAACUGUCUUCCCAUCAACAAAGGAGCCAUGCUUACUAUUUGUCUUCACUCCCCUCUUGGUGCUUGGGUCUUCAAUGUUCUCCAUAUCUUCUCCAAUAAAAGCAUGUAACCAUCAAAGCAGUUUUGAGGAUUUCUGUUUGGGUUUUGGAGGAUUUCCUUCUAAUGUCAACAUUUGGGAUGACAGAUCAUGAUUAUCGUAUUUAUUUGUAUCCCACUAUUGCUUCCCAAAGUAGACUUUAAAUGAGACGAACUUCACGGGCACACGGAGUGGUUGGAGAGCACUUCACGUAGUCUGAAUAGUGUCUAGCUUUUGAUAGAAUAGAGUGGCUAAAAGGCACAUAACAAUACAUGACUUCUUUAGUAUCCGUGGGGUUAAACUCAAGGAUAUUCCGCCAAGGAUUCCAAAAUCCAUGGAUGCUGAAAUCCCAUUCUAUACAGUGGUGGUGCUCCUUAUAUAAAUUGGCAAAUUCAAGGCUAGUUUUUUUUUUAACGGGGGGAGUAUUUUCAAGCCAUGGAUGGUACAAUCCAUGGAAAUGGACUGUAAAAGGUGUGACAGAUAAUCUGUGUCUUGUUUCAUUUCUUCCAUUAUUUCCACAUGGAAAGGGUGGACAAAGUGUGGGAUAGUUCUGAGUUCAUCUCUGGUCUUCCAUAUUUGUAGUCAGACCCCCAAAUCAGAAGACUAGUGGUUCUCAAACUGUACUCCAUGGAGCCCUUGAGGCUCCGUGAAGCAUAUUGAGGGGCUCCAUGGUUCCCUAGUCUUCCUUCCUACUCCCCCUACCCCAUAAAACUUUCCCUCUUUCCUUUUCAUUCCCCUCCCCUGCCUCCCUCAUCUCCAAAACCUUUUUUCCUCACUUUCCUCACCACUCAGAUCCUUUACUCC